This is a messenger RNA of Solanum verrucosum, 1063 nucleotides long. RefSeq lists its product as uncharacterized. Bases 87 to 842 code for a protein of 251 amino acids. Lineage: Eukaryota; Viridiplantae; Streptophyta; Magnoliopsida; Solanales; Solanaceae. The transcript is spliced from 2 exons. The record is from RefSeq and is a predicted model, not a curated record.
AAUAGUAGAGUCCAAGAAUCAUCUUUAUAUAAUGACCACUUAGAAUUCUUUUCUUUUGCUAGCUAGCCACCCAAAAACUUUCUAACAUGAAGUACAACGAGAUAGCUCAUUUUAGCCACCCUCAACACAAGCUAAGAUAUGAAUACUCAGAAUUUCCAUUUAAAUGUGAUGGUUGUAAAGAAGUAGGCAUAGGGUCACGUUACAAAUGCACAAUUUGUGACUAUGAUUUACAUAUGCAUUGUGCAAUUCCUUCACCUUCAAUUACACAUCCAUUUUACACAAAAUGUUCUUUCCAAUUCCUCUCUCGUCCCCCGGGUAACGUACCGCGCUACUGCAACGCUUGUGAGAAGGACAUAACUGGAUUUAUGUACCAUUGUAGGUCUUGUGGAUUUGAUCUUCAUCCAUGUUGUGCUAAGCUUCCUAUGGUGCUUGAUGAUGGAGAUGUUAAGCUUUACUUAUUUAGAAAGGUAAGUGCAACAUGCCAUAGGUGUGGAAGGAAAGGGAGAAACAGAAGCUGGAGUUACAGAUCUACAUGCAAGAAAUACAAUUUACACGUGGCAUGUGUCAAAGAGAUGCUUGUGGAUAGUUGGCAUGAGCUCUAUUUUGGUCAUGGAGAUCAUAAUUAUAACAAUAAUACUUAUAAUAAUACUAAUUAUAGAAAAUUGGAAAAUAGGAUCCCAAGUCUAAAAGGUACACUUCAAACUCAUCAUAAAAAAAGUAAAGGCAAAGCCCAAAAAUGUUGUGAAAUGGCUGGUUUAGCUUUGCAGUUUAUUAUAUCUGCAGUUCUUGGAGACCCUACAACUCUUAUUGCUGGGGUGGUUGGUUCAUUAAUGUCAAAAUAAUAAUGUAAAUUAAUUAAACCAAACUAAAUUGAGGUUUUAAUAUAUGGUCAAGAUUGGAGAUCGACUUGAUUAUGGACCUAAUUAAGUUGGACUAAUAAUAGUUAUCAUGUGGAAAAAAAAAAGGUGGAUUGUUAGAAUUGGGGAUGUUCAACCACUAAUGUAGAAAUUUAAUGUAUUAAUCAUUAUACAUGCAUAUGUUUUAACGUUAUUUCUAUUUCUAG